GGAAUCGGAUCUGGGCUGGUGCGGAAUCAGCCGAUGCCGAGGUUCAGUUAAACAAUACAGCAGGUGGUUUCCCCUUGGCGCUUUUUUCUCUUUCUCUAUCUCUCCUUUUUUUUUUUUUUUCGGCCCCCUUUUUGUCCCAGCCAAAAGAGGAAGAAGCAAACAAGGCGAGGUUGUUAGGUACUUUUAAAGAGGGAAAAGGAUUUCGAAUUCCAUUUCUCUCCCGGCAUUCAAUUCCGAUUGACUAGAAAAGUUUAGCUGGAUCAAGGAUUAGCGUUGGCGGUUCUGGAGUUCUGAGGAGAAGUCCAAAAUAAUUGAUGGCGUAUAGGAGGAGGCAGCAAUUAGGUAAGGCUUCCACUUUCAAAGAAGAAAUUGGGAGUCCGUAUAAUCCAGCGCCUCCUCCUCCGCUGCAGCUACCGGACGAUGUUGACGGCGACGGCGGCACUUCAUCGCCUUCCGCAUCCUCUCUCGCUGCUAAAGCAAUCAGAGCCUCUUCUGCUCAUCACGACUCGUCUCUCUCGUCCGCUUAUGGCCAGUCCGCCUUCUCCUCUCCUCGCGACUCCAAUCCCCUUCGAUCCUCGUCUUCUUCCUCUUCCUCGCCCAAGGGGUUUUCCAGCUAUGAGUAUACGUCAAUGAAAAGCUUGAAUGAACCUAAACAAGGAUUUUGGGGUGUACUUGCUAGAAAAGCUAAAGCCAUUAUAGAUGAUGAUAAUGCAUCCCAACAGCAUGAAACACCAGGAAGGACAACACCGCAGAUGUCUGGUAGAGCAACUAGAGGCCAGUAUGAUGGGACAUACUCGUCAUAUGAAAGCCGUCCGAAGAAAGACAGCCCUACUUUACAAAAGGGACUAGGUGCUCUGGCUUCUUCGCUUAAUUACAUUGGCGGGACGAUUGGAAAUGCAUUAGAAGAGGGUCUUGCAGUUGUGGAGAAUCGCACUGCAGACAUCAUUCAAGAAACACGCAAGCUGCAAAUUAGGAAAAAAGGAAGUGGUUCUAUACCUGAGAACCAGACUUCGAAUACUGGUAGUUUUCGGCAACAACCAUUGGGCCAGACCCAUGUGCAACCCCGGACACAUGCAGAAUUGGAAAUCCAAUUGAAAGCAUCUCGCGACGUUGCAAUGGCAAUGGCUGCAAAGGCAAAACUUCUUUUACGGGAACUGAAGACUGUCAAAGCAGACCUAGCUUUUGCUAAAGAGCGCUGUGCUCAGCUGGAAGAAGAAAAUAGAAUUCUCAGAGAAAGUCGUGAAAAAGGAGACAACCCAGAAGAUGAUGAUUUGAUACGGCUUCAACUUGAGACACUUUUAGCUGAGAAAGCUCGCCUGGCUCAAGAGAAUUCUGUUUUUGCACGGGAGAACCGUUUUCUGAGGGAGAUUGUCGAAUACCACCAGCUUACCAUGCAGGAUGUUGUGUACCUUGAUGAAGGGACUGAGGAGGUCACUGAAGUUUACCCUGUUAAGGUGCCUUCGACCUCUAAUCUCCUAUCGCUUGGAACAACGCCACCUUCAUUACCACUGUCUCUGGCAUCUCCAUUUGCUUCUCAUGAUGCAACUCCAUUAGUGACUCGUGAUAUUGCGGUGCAUCCAGUUCCAUCCUCGGAGCCCAAAGACGUCUUCCAAUCUGUCACCCCACUUAGUUCCUAUAUCCCUAUGCCAAAUGAAGAUCUGGGGAGACACUAAUUUAUUUGCUUGGAUGGACUUUGUCUGAUUUUUCUCCUUCAACAGAGUGUGUUGAGUUGAUCAUUUUGUCUUAAGCAAGCUGUUCAUGACCUUACAAGAGAGAUUCCCGUUUCCUGCAUCUUUGAAAUUUUUAUAUAGCUCCGAUCAAUGUGGCAGCACGACUUUCAGGGGUUACUGCAUCAAUUUGAACUUUUGUAUUCAGUUGCAUGUUUAACUUUCUGUUGCACUGGGAUAGUAGUAUUCCCCUAUUCGGUGUUGUCGUAACGUGUACACGCUGCUACUUCAGCAUUAUGACCAUAAGGGUGGCUUGGCUCUAGAAUUUUGCGAAGCUGAUGAAGCAGAAGGUUAACAGCUAGACCUAGCAUGCGGUUGCUGAGAAUUUAGAACCCCGCUAAACAGAAGGCUGCCCAUUCUUCUAAGGUGAGGCGCACUCGUGAAAGAACAGCGAAGACUGACGUAGAAAGGAAAAGGCCAAAUGCAGAAGGGAAAUCUAGCUGCCCAUGAAAGAUACAGAAGAAAUGCUUUAUCUGCGAGCAAUCAAGAGGUCACGAUUAAGCGUCUAACUAAGAGCAGUAUUCCAUUUUUUUUUCUCCCUUUAUAUUGUUUAAGGGUAUAAUCGCAAUGUAGUCACAUGUUAGAUACAUGAGAUCCUUCCACAAAAUAGUAGCAAAAAGAAAUUCACAAGGACCACCACGAGGCUGAGCCAGACACCCUGAACGAUGGCUUUCAGUAGUAUUUUUCUUC
This is a messenger RNA of Coffea eugenioides, 2417 nucleotides long. RefSeq lists its product as uncharacterized. Lineage: Eukaryota; Viridiplantae; Streptophyta; Magnoliopsida; Gentianales; Rubiaceae. The coding region runs from base 315 to 1673 and encodes 452 amino acids. The record is from RefSeq and is a predicted model, not a curated record. The transcript is spliced from 7 exons.